UUGAUUUUGUUUAAACUUUAAAAAUCAUAAACUAUUACGUCGUCAGUACUAAUUUUAAAUGUCGAGUGUACCAUUUUAAAAUGUUAUAAAGUGAAAUCUUAUGACUGUGUUGAUACUUUGCUCCGUGAUAUGCGCUGUGUUUAAGAGGAAUGUCGAGUAAAGCAGGUGGACGAAAACGGAAGCGGGAUUCAUCCAUCGGUUCCAGGGCUGGUAAUCUUCCAGCAACAGGUGCAGGUGUCAGUGCCCCCACCCCUGAUUCGGUACCAUCGACGUCUACCGCGGAUACCAUGGAUGUUCAGGACCAGGCUACUCCCGCAAGUGAUCUCAAUGUUAUUGCGUUUGCUGAGAAGCGUUCCAGGGAGAUUCGCACCCUUCUGGAUGCUUUAUCUACAGCUCCUGUUGGCAAGCAAAUUUUCCAGCAGCUACCACGCCAUAUGCGCCGACGCGCUAUGAGUUACAAUAUAAAAAGACUGCCGAAACGGUUGCGAGGGUUGGCAGCAAAGCAAACUAGCCAGGCUAAGAUUCCAAAACGGCACCGCAAAAAGUACCGAAAACGCCCGGGAAACAAGAAGAUUGCCUAUGCGAAGCGUCAAACCGUGAAUCAGUGGCUGGAAACGCACGUAUGGCACGCGAAGCGCUUCCACAUGCUGACGAAAUGGGGCUACAAAGUGGCUGAUUAUCCGAACGAUAAGGGCUUUCGAGCGGCAUUUCGCGCCUCAGCGGAGGAGUGUCUGAUGACCGAUAUGUCUUAUCUGGUGUGCAUGGAGCUGGAAGGGCCGGAAGCGGUACUGCUUGAGGGCAUCCAGCAGUUGACCGCAUCUGAUAUCGGUCGAACUUUCGCUUUCAAAGAUUAUCGCGAUGGCCAUUUGGAGGGCACAUGUAUCCUCUACGAACCGCAAAAAUAUCCUUUUAACCCCAUCGGCCCGGUGAAAUUUAUCUGGCAAGCAGCGUUAAACGACUCGGUUAGUCGGAAAAUUAACCUGUGGCUGCAUCCAUGUAUAACGGAUCAGCUUCGUGAAAUUCUGGUCAAAAUUUUCCAAAUGGAACUCGUAUCGCCUGGACCGCCCGUAGCUUCUGAUGUGGCAAUGGACGAGGCCGAAAAGCUUGAAAUACCUGCAUAUGUUUCAGCUGACUGUUUGGAGUUUAGUGGUGAUACCGGUAUUAUUCUCCGGAUACUGAAGAAGCAGUUCGUGCGAUUGCGACUCACUGGGCCGAAAAGCACUCUCGUCUUGAAAAAUGUUUUGCUGAAUGUGGAUUUUGAUGCGGAGAUUGCGGAAGGAUCGUGGAAGCAUGCUUUCGGGGAUCCGGUGAUCAGAGAAACGGCAUUAUCACAAGCGAGUGUUUGGAAGGAAAUGAGUGCCACACCAAACGAAUCUGCCGUUCGUAAUGCAAGUGUCCUUGGUUUGAUUGUUCGGGAUCCGCGGUUAGCGUUGCCCGCUAGUAAAGUAUCGUUGUCUCGGAUAUCCGCAACCGCUGAUGAUGCCGAAUGUUCGCGUUACCCAGAUAGAAGCAAGAAAUUAUCGUUUUCUUUGCUGUGGAACGGUGAGGUUCGGGAACGAGUGCGGACGGAAAGAGUCACUGAUCAGGAGAUGAAUCGUCGCCGUUCAGCACUUCCGGUACCGGGCAUGGAUCUGCAGAUGGGCGUUGAAGAGUCUUGGAUACCGGUUGUUUUAAUCCGGAAUAGUGGGUAUAAUCGGACGUCACGAUUGUCUCGAUUAGAAUACGGCGCGGGAUGGGAUAUUAUUAUGCCAUCAGGAUGGGGAAUGUCCUUCUGGAUUCCGUUGGUUUACAAUGGCGCCCGCGUUUGCGGACAGCGUGAUCUCCGAACUGUUUCACUGCAUGAGCUGUCGCUUCAGCUUCCGUUUGAUUUUCCAGACUCGAAAGCUGGUAUCGCUGAAAAGUUGGAUAGCCGAAAACAGCUUGAAGCAAAGCAUCAGCGAUAUCCUCCGAACAAGCGACCCAACUUCCUGAAACUGGGUGUGGCCUCACCCUUUUUAUCACCGUGGAAUGUUCUAUUUAAUAACUGGAUACGGUUUUCGUCUGAAAUUUCUUUAUUCAAAUCCGUUUUUGAGUUAGAAGCGGAAGCAAUCGGGAAAGAAGACAAUGAACCGGGCUUUCAUAUUAUUCGGAAUUUACGCCUUUUGGCGAUUUUAAAAGGUUUUCUCGGAGAAGGAAAGCAAUUGGAGGAAGUGAUAAAUGGAAAUUUGGAGCUGUUUUCGAAACAUCGUCAAGGUUUAGUUCCGGUUGUGCUCAAUUUGUCUUCCGGUGGAGCUGCGACCGAAUUCGCUUUGAUCUGUGCUCCCACGAAAGAAGAUCUGGAGUGCAGGAAAGCCACGAGCGAUUUCGGUGGCCCGGUUGAGCCGAAACAUCCCGAUCCGUUUCGCAAGUCUAAAGCCAGAGAACGCCGUAAAUUACAAAUGGAGAAAUUGUUGGGUGAUGCGGAUAACGUGCUGGAUCAGUGCAGUCGGAAGACAAUUGGUUAUGUGAUUAAAGGGGGAUUUUCUUUUAUUUGCGGGCAUAAUAUUGCCGUGGGGUUUUGCUCAUUAAUUGGGUUUUUGUGGAUGGUGCGGGAUAUUUGGAUGGGGCAGUCGGAAAGGAAAGUGCUCGUGCGAUCUGCGCAUUCUUUUCAGUACCGCUUUGCCGAUGUUGAAAUGGAUAUUUUGGAUGUAAAAUUUUAAUUACUGUACAUAUACCGUGUUUUGCCGACGCGAUUUCACGACGGUGUUAUAAAAUUGUUUUUAUGGAAAUACAGAAUUUACGGUGAGUGUCGGUGUAGAUGUUCCGGCGUUUUAUCACAAUCGUUAUCUGCGUAAC
Molecule: messenger RNA, 2814 nt
Organism: Paramacrobiotus metropolitanus
Lineage: Eukaryota; Metazoa; Tardigrada; Eutardigrada; Parachela; Macrobiotidae
Product: ribonucleases P/MRP protein subunit POP1-like
Exons: 9
Coding region: 150-2678 (842 amino acids)
Biological process (GO): tRNA 5'-leader removal
Cellular component (GO): nucleolar ribonuclease P complex; ribonuclease MRP complex
Source: RefSeq, a predicted model, not a curated record